UUAUGUGUGCUAAUGUUAAAGUUAAUUGAUUAACUAGGAUUAGAAAAUAGAUUUACAUGUUAAUGUGGUAAAUUUAUUUUUGUUGAAUUAUGUGCAGUUAUAGGAAAAGAAAAUAUCUAGUUUACCUUUUCCUAGAACCCACCACACACACACACACACACACACACUUAUGCUAUACACUCUCUUAACACACUUUACACCUACUAAACACACACACAUUCAAAUUCCAAAACCUUCAUGCGAACCCAACAACUGUCAGACCGCCGUCGACUACUCCUUCGGCAGCACCGUGGUCGCCGGUCGCGGCCCUCCCCUCCCUCUUCGUGACUUUCUCCUCUAGCCUCCAUUAAAGUAGAAAUUGAGCUUGAAGCUUUGUCCCCCCAAACCCAAAUUACUUGGGAUUUAAGGAAGAAAAUUGUUACUGGUUGGAGAUGUGAUUUUCUUGCUAUUUUGGUCAUUUUUUAUAUCUAGAUUUGGGAAUUUAUAUUAUUUCAUUUGUUUCACCUAUUAAAUUGCUUGCUUUGAAGUUGAAUUAUAUGAAUUUUGUGCUUGAUUUGGAACUUUCAUUUACUUUAGUGUAUGAUUGAAUCCCUAGAAAUAAGUGGGUGCUUAAGUUUGAAUUUAGUUGAUGCAAUUGACUUUAUAUUUUGGAGAUUUGUAUGUGUUGGAUUUUUAUUGGAUGAUUGAUUACAUGACUAUGUUUAGAGAUGUUUAAUUAGCUAAAUAUAUGAAUUGAUGUGUUUUUUUUCCAAGCAUGUCUAGCAUAUUUUGUGAAUUUAUUAGAUUUAAAAUAGGCAUACUGUGAAUAGUUGCCGAGAAUAGUGAAGGUGAUUUUGUUAUUUUCAUUUGAGUAGUCUACUUUUGUAAGAUGAUUAUGAACUUGAGAUAUGCUAUAAAGAAUGAUGUAGGGAAGAUGUACUAGUUUUCUUGGAAUUGUUUAAAACCGUUUCGUAUCGUUUUUCUGAUUUAUUUCAGUAUAUUGUAUGAGUAGUAAGUGUGGUGGCUGUUGUACUUGAUGAUUUGAGUAGUUUGUUAUGCUUUAACUGGUUUUAUGAUUAAGAAUAGAAGCUUUAGAUGUUCUAAAGUUAGAAUGACAAGAUUAAAGUUUAAGUUCGAAAGUUUAUAAACUAAGUUAAAGUGCUUAAGUGCUAGGAGUGGCGCAUCCAAGGCACAAGGAUGGACAACCAAACCAAGUUUAAGGAGUUUAUUUGGAAUUGCGUCUUGCCAGAUUGGGGAGCAUGGCUACAGGCACUGCAAAUGUCGAUUCACUGCAGUCUCUCCCUUCAAGAUUACUAGGACGAGUUGCUCUUGUUACCGGAGGUUCUGCAGGAAUCGGGGAGAGCAUUGUGCUGCUGUUUCAUAAACAUGGUGCAAAAGUUUGUAUAGCCGAUCUUCAAGACGACCAAGGCCAGCGUCUCAUUGAAACCCUAGGUGGCAGCUCAGAUGUCGUCUUUAUCCACUGUGAUGUGACAAAUGAAGAUGAUGUCAGGCGUGCUGUGGACUUCACUGUUGACAAGUUCGGUACCCUUGACAUAAUGGUGAACAAUGCCGGGGUGUCAGGCGCGCCAUGCCCAGAUAUCCGCGACUUUGAGCUCUCUGAUUUUGACAAGGUGUUCGAUGUGAAUGUGAGAGGUGCUUUCAUUGGAAUGAAGCAUGCAGCUCGCAUAAUGAUUCCAGCGAAGAAAGGGUCAAUAAUAUCGGUUGCCAGUGUGUCGAGCGCCUUGGGUGGCAUCGGGCCCCACGCAUACACAGGGUCCAAGCAUGCUGUUUUGGGGCUCACCAAGAAUGUGGCGGCGGAGCUGGGAAAACAUGGCAUACGCAUAAACUGUGUGUCGCCAUAUGCUGUUGCGACGGGGUUGGCACUAGCUCACUUGCCUGAGGAGCUGAGGACUGAGGACACAUUGGCUAAUUUUCGUAGCUUUGUGGCGAGCAACGCAAACUUGCAAGGUUUGGAAUUGACUGCGGAGGAUGUGGCUAAUGCUGUGGUUUUCUUGGCUAGUGAUGAGGCAAGGUAUGUGAGCGGCAUCAAUCUCAUGGUCGAUGGCGGCUUCACAUCUACUAACCAUGCCCUUCAAGUAUUCCGCUGAAUCUCAUUUAUACUCCCUCCGUCCAGCAAUAGCAGUCCCAUUUCUAAUGAGCACGGAUUUUAAGAAGGGUUGGAGUGUGUAAUAAAUGAUGUAUGAUAGUGGAAUUUGGGACCCACCUCAAUUGUGUUGAAUUUUUUCCUUCAUCUUAAGUGUAAAACAACAAGCUGCCAACCUUUUUUUUUAUGUUGCUCAAACGUUAUUUAUGUCAUUAAUUACAAUGACAUUUUUAA
This is a messenger RNA of Salvia splendens (bonfire salvia), 2317 nucleotides long. Its product is annotated as xanthoxin dehydrogenase. The record is from RefSeq and is a predicted model, not a curated record. Gene Ontology annotation, molecular function: xanthoxin dehydrogenase (NAD+) activity. The transcript is spliced from 4 exons. The coding region runs from base 1239 to 2087 and encodes 282 amino acids. Gene Ontology annotation, biological process: abscisic acid biosynthetic process. Lineage: Eukaryota; Viridiplantae; Streptophyta; Magnoliopsida; Lamiales; Lamiaceae. Gene Ontology annotation, cellular component: cytosol.